CUGUGCUUAUAGUGUCUAUCAUAUCGAAGUAGACAAUUAUGAAAGAAAAAUAAUGAAAAAGUUCAUAUUAUCCUGCCUCGUACUAACAGCAUCAGCAUGGUCGCGCCCCUUCUAUCCAGUGCGAGGACCGAUGCGCUUCACCAGGUUCGCGCCGCCACCGCCAGGGUUCAGGCCGCAUCAUCAUCCUUCGCAUCUACAGCUGCAUUCACAACCUCACGCUCAGGCGCCUGCUCAUUUGCCACAGCAUAGGACUCCUGUGGAAUCAGCAGAACUAGAAGAGCCCCAAUGGCAGCGACCAAAGCGUGGUCACGACGACUAUGACCACGACCACGACCACCGCGGCACAAGCGGGGUCACCGGCCCCGUCCAUACAUUCGUGAAGACCGACAAGAAUGCCAACUAUAAGUGGGGUGUUAGACACCAUGUGGGGGACAAGUACGCUUCUUAACCCCCAGAGUGACGAGGUUGGGGGAAUUCUGUUACGUUAUUUAUUUAGUUGUUAUGUUAGAGAUUAUUGUUGUGUUAGUUAAUUAA
This is a messenger RNA of Helicoverpa armigera (cotton bollworm), 534 nucleotides long. RefSeq lists its product as uncharacterized. The coding region runs from base 53 to 448 and encodes 131 amino acids. The record is from RefSeq and is a predicted model, not a curated record. The transcript has 3 exons. NCBI's taxonomy places the organism in Eukaryota, Metazoa, Arthropoda, Insecta, Lepidoptera, Noctuidae.